GAGCAGAGCUGAUAGCUUAUACAGUCAGAGAUCAGACCAUAUGCUUCAGGUGGAUUAAGUCAACCUAAAACGCCUACUUUUUUUUUCUGCAGUCAUGGGCUGUAGGAUACAAAAAUACAACUGAGUUACAUUUGAAACUGAAUUUGGAAGCUUCAGACAUGUCUGGGAGGAAGAUAGUUAAUCAAAUCUGGCAACCCAGCAACUCUAGCAGGCUUGUUUUUUUAGUACCACUGGCACAGGACACAGUGAGCUUGACAUUUGGAACAGCUCUUGCGAUACAGAAAAUAAACUUGAUUAAAGAUAAGCAAUAGCCAAGAUUUUGAUGUCAACUGGAGAGUGCUAUCAAGAAUAUCAGGAGUAGAGCUCUAAAGAUUUAAUAGCUACUGAUCCAUGGAGCCUAUAUAUGCCACCGGAGUAGCUGCUCGACUGAGGAGUGAGUGGGACCGCAGUGAAGGUUUAGGUCAGAAUGAUAGGGCUCUGAAGUUCCUUGGUCAAGACUUUGAGUCUAUGCGUGCAAGCUGCCUUAAAAGUGGCCGUUUAUAUGAGGAUGAAACCUUCCCAGCCCAACCUUCCUCACUAGGAUUCAAGGAUCUGGCACCUGGCUCUGCCAAAACCAAAGGAGUAUGCUGGAAGAGACCCACGGAGUUCUGUACUGACCCACACUUCAUCGUAGAUGGAGCAACUCGCACAGACAUCUGCCAAGGAGCUCUAGGGGACUGUUGGCUGCUGGCGGCCAUCGCAUGUCUUACUCUGAAUGAACCAUUACUGCAUCGUGUGGUACCUCAUGGCCAGAGCUUCCAUGAGCAAUACGCUGGAAUCUUUCACUUCCAGUUUUGGCAGUUUGGGGAAUGGGUUGAUGUAGUGAUCGAUGAUCGUCUGCCAGUAAGAGAUGGCAAGCUUCUGUUUGUUCACUCAGCUGAAGGGGCAGAGUUCUGGAGUGCACUAGUGGAGAAGGCAUAUGCCAAGUUGAAUGGUUGUUACGAGGCGCUCUCAGGAGGCUGCACCUCUGAGGGGUUUGAAGAUUUUACUGGCGGCGUUACAGAAAUGUAUGAACUAAAGAAAGCUCCAGCCAACCUCUUCAGCAUCAUCCGAAGAGCUGUAGAGAGAGGAUCUCUAAUGGGAUGCUCUAUAGAUAUCACUGGUUUCUUUGACAUGGAAGCAGUCACCUUCAAAAAGCUGGUGAAAGGUCAUGCUUAUUCUGUUACAGGAGUAGAGGAGGUGGAAUUUAAAGGAACCCUUGUAAAGUUGCUUCGCAUCCGGAACCCGUGGGGAGAGGUGGAAUGGACUGGAGCCUGGAGUGAUAAUUCCAAGGAGUGGAAAGGGAUUGAUCCUUCGCUAAAGGACCGUCUGCAUAAUUGCCAGGAAGAUGGAGAGUUCUGGAUGUCUUAUAAUGAUUUCAAGAAGGAGUUCAGCAGGUUGGAGAUCUGUAAUCUGACAGCAGAUGCACUACAAAGCAUGGAGCUGAAGAGGUGGAACUCAACCCUGUACCCAGGGGAGUGGAGGAGAGGCAGCACGGCGGGAGGCUGCAGGAACUACCCAGCAACAUUUUGGAUCAACCCCCAGUAUAAAAUCAUACUAAAGGACCCAGACAAUGAGGGCCAAGAUGGCUGCAGUUUUCUGGUGGCGCUCAUGCAGAAGAAUCGGCGGCUGUUGCGACGAGAGGGCAAGGACAUGGAAACGAUCGGAUAUGCCAUUUACGAAGUUCCCAAAGAGUUUCUGGGCAGCACAGGUGUGCAUCUGAAGCGUGACUUCUUCCUCAAAAACACAUCCAGCGCUCGCUCUGAGCUGUUCAUCAACCUCCGGGAGGUGAGCUCACGCUUCUGUCUGCCUGCAGGGGAGUACAUUAUCGUUCCCUCCACAUUUGAACCCCACAAAGAGGGCGAUUUUGUGUUGAGGGUUUUCUCUGAGAAAGCCACAGAAUCUGAGGAGCUUGAUGACGAGUUUUCUGCAGAUCUACCAGAUGAUCCUGUACUACAGGAGAGUGAGAUUGAUGAAGGAUUCAAAGCUCUUUUCUUCAAGCUGGCUGGAAAGGAAAUGGAGAUUGACAUACCAAAGUUGAAAGUGAUUCUAAACCGCGUCGUGAGCAAACAUAAGGACUUAAAAACAAAUGGUUUUGAGAAGGAGGCCUGCAGAAGCAUGAUUAAUCUCCUGGAUACAACCGGUAAAGGAAGAUUGGGCUUAACAGAUUUUCACGUGCUUUGGGAGAAGAUUAAACGAUAUCUUGCUGUGUUUAGAGAAUUUGACUUGGACAAGUCAGGCACCAUGAACUCCUAUGAAAUGCGCCUGGCUUUAGAAUCCGCAGGAUUCAAGCUGAGCAACCACAUUUUCCAGCUAAUAAUCUUACGCUACGCUAAGCCAGACAUGAAUGUGGACUUCGACAGCUUUGUGACUUGUCUGAUCCGCCUGGAGAGCAUGUUCAAGACAUUUAAAGCCAUGGACACAGAUGCAGAUGGAGUGGUGUCUUUCAAUUUCUCCCAGUGGAUCUCCCUUACCAUGUUUACAUAGACAUGUUUUACUUUUCCACUGCACUUAAAUCUUAAGCAUGUCAAAGAUUGUGCAUUUGAACCUUAAAGAAGUUAUGUGAAAAAUCUUCUGCCUGCAUUACAAAGAACUUACUGCGUACUGAGCUGCCUUAACUUGAACCGAUUCUUCUGUGAAACGCUGGAAUCAUCUGCAUUUAUUAUUUUUUAACUAAUCAGAUUAACUCAUUAACUAAUCCAGUUUUCUAACAGUUAUGGUGCUUAUUUUGUCUUUCUCUGAAGAGCAACUACUCCAUGAAAUGAAUAAAUCAUAAAGUAUGUUCAUCUUGUAUUUUCUGUUGUCCUAGUUAGUUAGACAUGGUGUGCACAAGUCAUGCCAGCCGCCACUGAUCUAUUCUUAACACUCAAACAGCAGUCAAACCAAUAGUCAGAUGUUGUGUCUAAGUUCCCUUAACAUAUGUGUGUGUCAGCUGGUGAAACCCCAUCAGAUGUCACUCGGUUCUUGAAGUUCUUGAAAUCAACCGAUCAUUACAACGUACGCAUUCACACGAGGUGACAGAAAACUGAAAAUAUAAAUUUUACUCUUUCAAUUUAUUCCAUUAAUCAUGUCAGCAAGACAUUAUUAGGAUUAAUAAAUAACAUACACUCCCUAACUCAUUUAUCUGAAUCACCUGCUCAUUAUUCGCUCGGCCAAUCGUGUGGCAGCAGCAUCAUGCACGAGAUUAUAAUUUAAAUCCUUUUAGUUAAUAUUCACAUUAAACAGUAGUUUAGAAUUUAUUUUGGAUAGUGGAAAAACCAAAUUGGGUUCAACAGAAAAGUGGACACAGGUUUAACAUAACUGAUAAAAGAUUUUUAUUAUUUAUCCAUGAUUGAAUUACAUAAAUGUGCAGAUGAUCCUAAUAAAGGAGUUGGUGAGUAUAUUUACAAAAAUACAAAUGCUAAUUACGAUACUGUAUUACAAAAAAAGCCAUUAGAUACACACACACACACACACACACACACACACACACACACACACACACACACACACACACACACACACACACACACACACACACAC
Tachysurus fulvidraco (yellow catfish) is the source of this 3540-nucleotide messenger RNA. Its product is annotated as calpain-1 catalytic subunit. Gene Ontology annotation, molecular function: calcium ion binding; calcium-dependent cysteine-type endopeptidase activity. Lineage: Eukaryota; Metazoa; Chordata; Actinopteri; Siluriformes; Bagridae. Gene Ontology annotation, cellular component: cytoplasm. The transcript is spliced from 22 exons. The record is from RefSeq and is a predicted model, not a curated record. Bases 391 to 2505 code for a protein of 704 amino acids. Gene Ontology annotation, biological process: proteolysis.